This is a messenger RNA of Wasmannia auropunctata (little fire ant), 803 nucleotides long. RefSeq lists its product as uncharacterized. The record is from RefSeq and is a predicted model, not a curated record. Lineage: Eukaryota; Metazoa; Arthropoda; Insecta; Hymenoptera; Formicidae. The transcript is spliced from 3 exons. The coding region runs from base 146 to 475 and encodes 109 amino acids.
GAAGUUCAUCGCUAAUCAAAUUUUAUGAUUGUCAUAAUGUAAAGAUAUUGCUACAAUCUACAAUUUUGAUAAAUUUUAACGUUCACUUUCGCUUACAAUAAAUAAAAAUAUUUAGUGCUUAUAACAUGCAAGAUAUAUUUAUUUAAUGAAUAAUGUUUCCAGAGAAUAUACUAUAUACGGAUCGUUCGGUAUAUUCACAAUCAGUAGCUACAUCAUGGCUCAGUUUAAAUGGCUUCUGAACAAGAUAUUAUUGCAAAGAAUAUUUCUUCUAAGCAUUAGCGGCGCAAUCGCAUCACAAAUCUUAAUGGGUUACAUCGAUUACAACAACCAGGUGGUCGAGUAUAUGGAGUCGAUGUCGUACCGACAAGCCCUGGAAUCUAGCAGGCUGAAAAGUGGUCGAGGACACUUUCCUCUGGAUGAAGCCUGCAAGCUCCAUCAAGAGUCAUCACCCGCGAGGGAUCAACGCAGCGGCUAACGACAGAGCGAACGAGUCACCAUCACGGUUCUGUAAUCAAAACACGCUUGAAUCAAAUAUCAUUAGCAUGAAUCGGCUGUAAGCUUAUCAAAUGUCAUCGGCAAAGUUUUAAAGAAACUUAGAAUUUUAUCAUGCUUAUUUUUAAUCUGGCGAGAUAAUCGUUUACUGUCUAUAAUAAAUGUCACCGUAAGAGAUAACCUUUGGGAUUAGAGUCUAAAAAUCGUUCGAUUACCGUGAGAUAUCUAACGUGACACUUUAUGGAUAUGUAAUUUUAAGUUUUUACAUGUAUAACAGUGAGAGCAAUAAAACUGACAUAGGAAGAAAAAUA